UGACACAACUAAUGUGUUUGAUGGAUCGCGGGAAAAGUGCAGGAAUAGGCUUUUAUAGGCUACUGUCCAAGCUAUAUCUUCCAAUGGAGCGACUGAUGUUGGCAUCUUAAAAUUAUCCAAUAUGAAUGGACGCUUGGAGCAUGGCGGAUAAACAGGAUAAGAGUGAGCUGAAAGCAGAGCUGGAGAGGAAGAAACAACGUCUGGCUCAAAUCAGAGAGGAAAAGAAGAGAAAGGAGGAGGAGAAGAACAAGAAGAAGGAUGGGUCUGACUCGAAGCGGGAAGGGGGUGCAGCAGAUGACUCUUCUGACCUGGAGAAGAAGAGGAGAGAGGCUGAGGCUCUGCUGCAGAGCAUGGGGAUCACCCCUGAUAUACCCAACACCAAGUCAGUGGGCAGCGAGUCUGGAAGCCAGGACUCUGGAGAUGGAAACUCUAGGACAUUACCCUGGGAUCCUGACCCCUCUACUCUGCAGCUGUACUCUGACUCUGAACUACUGGGGCGAGGUUUUAGGCUUGGCAUAGCAAAGGUGACCCAGGUGGAUUUCCCUCCAAAAGAGAUGGUGUCCUACUCCAAGGAGACACAGACCCCCGCCGAUACACAAACACACACCCAGGCUAAACCAGCAGAGGAGGAGGAGGAGGAAGAAGAGGAGGAGAUGGUCGAUCCCAAGCCAGCAGAGGACUCCCAGGAGGAGAAAGCUGAUGAGGAGGAGAAGCAGGAAGAAGUCCCUCCCAAGGAGCUGACUGAAGAGGAGAAGAUGCACCUGCUCAACACUGAGGAGUUCAUGGCCUUCUUCGAUCGAGGGAGCAGGAUUGUAGAGCGGGUUCUCUCUGAGCGAGUGGACGUCUGCUUCGACUACAGUGGCCGAGACCUGGAGGACAAGGAGGGUGAGAUGCAGGCGGGGGCUAAGAUGUCUCUGAGUAGGGUGUUCUCUGACGAGCGCUGGUCCAAGAACAGAGUGGUCACCUGUCUGGACUGGUCUCCUCAGUACCCUGAGCUGCUGGUGGCCUCCUACAACAACAAUGAAGAUGCUCCUCAUGAGCCGGACGGAGUGGCUCUGGUCUGGAAUAUGAAGUAUAAGAAGACCACACCUGAAUACACCUUCCACUGCCAGUCUGCGGUGAUGUCAGCGGCGUUCGCCAGGUUCCAUCCUAACCUGAUUGUGGGUGGGACUUACUCAGGCCAGAUCGUCCUAUGGGACAACAGGAGCAACAAAAGAACAUCUGUACAGAGAACUCCCCUGUCUGCAUCCGCUCACACGCACCCGGUGUACUGUGUGAACGUGGUCGGGACCCAAAACGCUCACAACCUCAUCAGCAUCUCUACUGACGGAAAGAUGUGCUCUUGGAACCUAGACAUGCUGUCUCAACCACAGGACAGUCUGGAGCUGGUGUUUAAGCAGUCUAAGGCAGUAUCAGUGACCUCCAUGGCAUUCCCUCUGGGCGAUGUCAACAACUUUGUGGUUGGGAGUGAAGAUGGAUCAGUCUACACCGCCUGCCGCCACGGGAGUAGGGCAGGCAUCAGUGAUGUGUUUGAGGGACACCACGGUCCAGUCACUGGACUGAGCUGUCACAGUGCCGGGGGUCCUGUGGAUUUCUCCCAUCUCUUCAUCUCUGCUUCCUUCGACUGGACCGUUAAGCUGUGGACCACCAAGAGUACCCGUCCUCUGUAUUUGUUUGAGGACAGCUGUGACUAUGUGUAUGAUGUCAUGUGGUCUCCCAUUCACCCCGCCCUCUUCGCCUGUGUGGAUGGAUCAGGACGGCUGGACCUGUGGAACCUCAACAACGACACAGAGGUGCCCAGUGCCAGUGUGGUUGUGGAUGGGUCUCCUGCACUGAACCGUGUGCGGUGGGCUCACUCAGGGAGAGAAAUCGCUACAGGAGACUCAGACGGGCAGGUGCUGGUCUACGACGUAGGAGAGCAAAUCUGUGUGCCCAAAGCAGAUGAGUGGACCCGUUUUGUGCGCACGCUCGUGGAGAUCAACGAGAACCGAGACGAAGGAGACGAGCUCGCCGCGCAGCGCCUACUCGCCUGAUCACCAUGGUAACAGGGUUACUUUUGGGACCACUCCCCUGUUGCUUCCAAAUCCUCCCUCUGGUUGGAGCAGGCGUGAUGUCUAAUCCCUCAGGGUUCUAGAACGUCGACAGUUCUGUCCACAGCUCCAGUCCUUUUCUAAAUAUGCAAAACGUACCCUUUCACUACUUUGUAUUCGUACAUUUUCCAGACGUAUGCAUGUUCCCUAUGGGCUGACGAUGUGUGUUAAACUGAUGGUGAAGAUCACCCAUGCUAUGCGCAUUCCAACCUUCAUAGACAAGGACAGCCAUGUCCUCAGAUUUUAGCAACAAUUUUAUUUAUCCAUGCUUUUAUAGCAACAAUUAUCACAUUCGGUUGCACAUAUUUUAAACACAUUACAUAUUUCUGCAGAUAGCGUUACUAAUAUCCAAGACAAAAAAAAAAAAGGCUUUUUAAAUUAACUUAAAAAUAUUCUUCAUGGCAAGUUAUGAACCAAAGUUAUUACUUUUUCUUUGAAAAUGUAAUGUACCUGUAGGUCUCUUAAUAGGAAAACAGUUUCAGUCUCCUUCCUGAAAGCAUGAACUUUUCCCUCAUACAAGAUGUGGCUCUGCUUGGGUCCAGAUACAGUACAGUGCUUCCGGGAAGUAUUCAGACCCCUUGACUUUAUCCACAUUUUGUUACAGCAUUAUUUUAAAACGUAUUAAAUAAAUGCAAAUCCUCAGCAAUCUACACAAGCAAAAACAGGUUUAGAUAUUGUCGCACAAAUAAAACAGAAAUACCUUAAUUACAUU
Molecule: messenger RNA, 2802 nt
Organism: Oncorhynchus keta (chum salmon)
Lineage: Eukaryota; Metazoa; Chordata; Actinopteri; Salmoniformes; Salmonidae
Product: dynein, cytoplasmic 1, intermediate chain 2a-like
Exons: 17
Coding region: 126-2033 (635 amino acids)
Biological process (GO): transport along microtubule
Cellular component (GO): cytoplasmic dynein complex
Molecular function (GO): dynein heavy chain binding; dynein light chain binding
Source: RefSeq, a predicted model, not a curated record